Fragaria vesca subsp. vesca is the source of this 1897-nucleotide messenger RNA. RefSeq names its product probable folate-biopterin transporter 3-like. The transcript is spliced from 5 exons. Bases 1 to 1491 code for a protein of 496 amino acids. The record is from RefSeq and is a predicted model, not a curated record. Lineage: Eukaryota; Viridiplantae; Streptophyta; Magnoliopsida; Rosales; Rosaceae. Gene Ontology annotation, cellular component: membrane.
AUGGAGGCAGACUCUCAGGAAAGAGAAGCUCUCCACCAUGAAGCCCAGAACAAAAAGGAGAAGUUUUCUGUGAAGGGUCUCUGGGAUUUGCUAUGGAGUCCCAUAAAUUGGGUCAAAAUGCUCAGUAGGGAGUUGCAUUGGAGCUUUGUGAUCAGUGUGGUCAUGGUGUAUGGAAUCAGUCAGGGUCUGAGUAUGGGAUUGAGUAGAAUUAGCAUACAGUAUUACUUGAAAGAUGAGCAGAAAGUGCAGCCCUCUGAGGCCCAAGUGUACUUGGGGAUCAUUCAAAUUCCAUGGAUGGUUAAACCACUUUGGGGUCUUUUCACUGAUGCUCUUCCUAUUCUUGGGUACCGCAGAAAGCCUUACUUUGUUUUUGCUGGUCUAAUUGGAGUUGUCUCCAUGCUUGUGCUAUCACUGGACAAGAAAUUAGAUCUCACAAUGUCCCUGUUGUCUCUCAUGGUGGGGAGUGCUGGAGUAGCAAUAGCAGAUGUGACAAUUGAUGCUUGUGUUACAGAAAACAGUAUUAGUCACCCAUCCCUUGCUGGUGACAUGCAAAGCUUGUGUGGACUGACCUCUUCAGUUGGGGCACUGGUGGGAUUCUCAGUUAGUGGAUUUUUUGUUCACCUACUAGGGCCUAAGGGUGUGUUUGGGUUGCUCAGCAUCCCUCCGGCACUGGUCAUUUUUGUAGGGAUGAUGCUUAGAGAAUCCCAUUUGCACAACUUUUCUCAUAGACGGGUCAGUGAAAAGUUCGUGGAUUCUGGAAAGGCUAUGUGGACAACCCUAAAAUGCAGCAGUGUAUGGAGACCUUGUUUGUAUAUGUAUUUGUCACUUGCUUUGAGCUUGAGUGUUCGUGAAGGAAUGUUUUACUGGUACACAGAUGCAAAGGGGGGUCCAUCUUUUUCAAAGGAGGUUGUUGGGUCUAUAUUCUCUAUUGGUGCUCUUGGCUCCCUUUUUGGGGUCCUCCUCUACCAGAACUUUUUUAAAAGUUACCCUUUCCGUGAUGUGCUCUUCUGGACUCAGUUACUCUAUGGUUUAUCAGGAUUGCUAGACUUGGUAUUCGUGUUGCGCAUAAAUUUGAAACUUGGUUUACCAGACUAUCUUUUUGUUGUGAUCGAUGAAGCAGUUUCUCAGAUGAUUGGGCGUCUUAAGUGGAUGCCUCUUCUUGUACUUAGUUCAAAACUCUGCCCUGCGGGUAUAGAGGGCACUUUCUUUGCUCUGCUCAUGUCCAUUGAUCAUGUUGGCAUUCUCUCAUCUACUUGGGCUGGAGGCCUCCUACUCCACAUCUUAAAUAUCACACGGACACAGUUUGAAAAUCUUUGGAUGGCCAUUUUAAUAAGGAGCAUAUUGAGAAUUUUGCCAAUUGCACUGCUUUUCUUAAUACCUCGAGCUGAUCCAAGUUCCUCUAUUCUUCCAUCUGAGAUGUUGAGGACCAAAAAAGGUGAUGAUCUUGAGUCUGAAAAUGUUGAAAUGGCCUCCCUUGUCAAUGGUGUCUGACCAGGGCUAAGGCUGUAUACAAUCCGAUUGAAAGGAAGAUCAACAUUUAGUGACUCUUGUCGAUACUGUAUAUGAGUUUCUUCGAAUUGCCAGAACUACCUCCCACAAAGGUGGCUUUUUUCAAGUUCUCCAAAAUUGCAAGUCUGAUUUUUACCAUGGUCAAGAACGUAAGUUUACGAGCAUUUUUGUUCACUGAUAGUUUGUUACUGCCUCACUGUUAUGAGAAUGCACCAUGUAGAAUGAUGCUUUGAAGUCCUUCAUCCUUGAGUUUGCCAUGUGCACCUUUAAUUCAAAACUGUGAUAAGUUCAGACGUCUUGGUAACUCCAAUUAUACCUACUCUCAGUAGCAAUAUAACCCAUUUUGAAGAGGGAGUGAAUAGAUUAAACACAGACCAUGCUUUAUUAU